GUGAAAGUAACUCCGUCAGUCUGAGCGCGAGAAAAAUGGCUUAUAGUCCGAAGUUGUUCGACUGCCCCAUCUGUUUAGAGUUACUGGAUGAUCCCGUGACGACGGCCUGUGGACACAGUUACUGUACACAAUGCAUCAAUGCCUUCUGGGAUGGAUAUCAUAACAGCAGAAAAGGUUACAGCUGCCCUCAGUGCAGGCGGAGUUUCUCCCCGAGGCCUGACCUGAAGAGGAAUACACUUUUGGCUGCCCUGCUCGAGGAACAUAAAAGUAAAAACAGUCAAAAUGAUGCUGCUGCUGCUGAUGAUGACACCUAUGCUGCACCUGGUGAUGUGCAAUGUGACGCCUGCACAGGGAGAAAAAGAAAAGCUUGGAUGUUCUGCCUCGUGUGUUUGGCCUCUUACUGCGAGACUCAUCUGAAGCCUCACUUUCAGGUGCCAACAUUACAAAAACACAGUUUGAUUCAAGCCUCUGCGAGGAUCAAAGACAGCAUCUGUGGCCGUCACGACAAACUUCUGGAGAUUUACUGCCGCACCGAUCAGGAGUUCGUCUGCCUGCUGUGUGUGAUGGAUGAGCACAAAGGCCACGACACGGUGGCAGUUGCGACAGAAAAGCGUGAAAUGCAGGGACAACUGGAGAGAAGUAAAGAGGAAAUUGCAGACAGAGUGCUGAAGUCAGAGAGGAAAAUGGCAGAGCUGAUGCAGACUGCAGACUCUAUAAGAGAUGCUGCAUGGGAGGCGUGUGAUGACCUUGAUCGACUGUGUGUUGAACACACCUGUGUAUUAGUCCGCUCUGUGGAGAAGAAGCGCUCUGAGAUGAGAGAAAAGGUUGGAGAAGCAGAGAAAGCUGGAGUGGACUGGACCAACAGUCACCUUGGCCAACUGGAACGUGAGGUGUUAGAGCUGAGGAGGAGAGAUUAUGAACUCCAUCAGCUCUCACUGACAGAGGACCCCCUUCAGUUUCUGCAGGGUUUCCAAGCACUGGGUGGCCUCCCUGUGUUGUCAGACCCACAUGAGGGACUUGACAAGCUGACAGAGUUUACCUCCGCACAAACAGAUAAACUGAAAAAUAUGUGCAGCAAAGAAAAGAAAGAAUUAUUCAGUCACUCUGAAGAAUAUCUGCUUUCAAAAAGGCCAAGGUUGCAUGAGGAAAGAACAUCAAGAGCAUACCUUUUGAACAAAUAUAGCAACUCCAAAGUGGAGGUCGAUCCCAACACAGUGUCUGCAUGUCUUUGGUUGUCCGACGGAAACAGAGCAAUAUCAUGGAGUGACAGGGACCAGGCUCAUCCUGAUCACCCUGACAGAUUCACCUUCUAUCACCAGGCUCUGUGCAAAGAGCGCCUUGAGGGCAGCCACUACUGGGAGGUGGAGUGGGAUGGUGGCAUUGUCGACUUGGCCGUGUCAUACAAAGGUAUAAAAAGAAAGGGUUCAGACAGAAGUUGCUGUUUCGGCCACAAUGAGCUCUCCUGGAAAUUAAGCUGCUCUCCGUUCGGCUGCACAUUUUGGCACAAUAAUCUUCACAAAGGCCAGAUUCCUCCGGUUCUCUCUCGCAGAGUGGGCAUUCACCUUGAUCAGGAAGCAGGAACACUGGGUUUCUACGAGGUUUCUGGCUCUGACAGUUUGACACGGCUGCACCAAAUCCAGACCAUCUUCACUCAACCUAUCUAUCCUGGGUUUUCUGUUGAUUUAGGUUCAACACUGAAAAUAUGCAACAUCUAAGCCUGUUUGUAUUAAAACAUGUUAGCAACAGGAACUACUGCCAUUUAUGAUUCAGGGAGAGGAAAAAAGCAGAAGAGUAGGAAGAUUAUAAACAUAUGCAAAGUUAAGAAUAUUUUUGUGUGUGUGAGUUAGAGACGUGGAUGCAUAGAUAGUAAUGACAACAUACAGUGUAUGAGUCAUUUUUCAAGUAUAUUUUGGUAUAUACAUUUCUCUUGAAUGUUCCUGAAAACAUUAUCAAAAGCACUUGUUCAAUUGUUUUUUUUAAUUACUGAUAAAAGACCAACUAUUUUAUAUGAGGUAGUUAAACUUAAAAAUGUUUCAUUGUAAGACUUUGAUGGUUAAACCAUAUUUCUGUGCUCUAUUUUUUAUGCUCUACAAUGAAAUAAUGUUCCCUCAAGCCUGAUUUAUGUUCUGUGUAUCUAUGUGAAAAGAUCUUGGAACACAUAGGCUGUAUUUUGUCUUGUCAGUAUCAUGUUUUUUUUAAAUCACUUGUUGUAUGUUGGAGGACCACAAUGGAAAUAAGCCAUUUAAGGUUUGUUGUUUUAAUCCUUGAUGAUGUUUAUUCUGUAUUUUUACCUAUCAAAAAAACCAAAGCAAAAGCAAUGAGUAAAUCAAGCAAUCUCGUUUAACAGACUAAAAUAAAUGACCAUGCUUAUGACAUGUCUAUCAUU
Messenger RNA from Anoplopoma fimbria (sablefish), 2386 nucleotides. RefSeq names its product tripartite motif-containing protein 16-like. The transcript has 6 exons. The record is from RefSeq and is a predicted model, not a curated record. Lineage: Eukaryota; Metazoa; Chordata; Actinopteri; Perciformes; Anoplopomatidae. Gene Ontology annotation, molecular function: zinc ion binding; protein binding. The coding region runs from base 36 to 1715 and encodes 559 amino acids.